AUGCCCAGCGACAGCCUACCUGUGACUUGCAGGCGCCGCGGCCAAGGCGAGCCCGGGGCAGGGGAAAGGGCGGGCGGCGAGGGUGGGGUCCUCCCCAGGAGCGGUUCUUGGGGAGCCGCUCGGCCCGCCCCUCCCUGCCUCCCUCCCUCCGCGGCCCGAGGUGGGCCAGCCAGGGCGGGCGAGAGGCUGCGCGGAGGCAGCAGAGGCGAAGGGGCGGCGCUGGCCUGCCCGGCCCUGGUGGUGCGUGGGCGACUGGCGGCUGGGCUACCCAAGAUGAGCGCUCGCGGGGCGCCCCAGCCCGCCGACCUGCUGGACGUGGCCGCCGUCUAUGGCGACAACCGCAGCCUCUUCCAGCCGCCCGGGGGCAGCGGCGGCUACGGCCUGGCGGAGGCCGGCAGCCCCUACCUGUGGCUCAACGGCUCGGCGGUCCCCUCGCCCCCUUACCUGGCCGCCUCGGGCCCUGCCGCCGCCGCCGCCGGCCCCUUCCUGCCCGCCUCCUCCUCGGCGCCCUACGGCGGGCGGCCUCUGCUGGGAGCCCCGACGGCGGCGCCGGAGCUGGGCUGGCUGUCGCUGGCCGGCCAGCAGGACUUGCUGAAGCUGGUGCGGCCGCCCUACUCCUACUCGGCGCUCAUCGCCAUGGCCCUGCAGAGCGCGCCCGGCAAGAAGCUCACCUUGAGCCAGAUCUACCAGUACGUGGCCGGCAACUUCCCCUUCUACAAGAAGAGCAAGGCCGGCUGGCAGAACUCCAUCCGCCACAACCUCUCGCUCAACGACUGCUUCAGGAAGGUGGCCCGCCAGGAGGACGACCCCGGUAAAGGCAAUUACUGGACCUUGGAUCCGAACUGUGAGAAGAUGUUUGACAACGGCAAUUUCAGGAGGAAGAGAAAGCGAAGGUCUGAUCCAGCUAACAGUCUUGGAGCCACCAACAAAGCUGAGGACAAAGGAAGCAGUUGUAGCAGCCAGCAAGCACUGGAAACUCCUGCCUUGAUCAGCUCAGGCUCUUCUCCAGUGCUGUGUUCUCAGAGUUCUGUCAAUGACUGCAAAUCCACCAGCCUGGAUUCCAGCAGUUGUUUCUCCUCCUUCUUCUCUACCAUGAAUGCUGCAGUCCAUAACAGAAAUGGCUUCUCCAGGCAGCUGGGCUCUGAAUUCCCACAUGGGAACCAGAAUGGGUCCAGCUUGAGUUCUUGCUCUGCCUCCAACAGUAGCUCAGCUUCAGCAUUUGAACUCAGUUCUCAGAACCACUCUAGAGUCAAUUACUACACAGGUGCUGGUAGCCAGAUGAGUUGGCUUAGCACCCCUGUCCUGAGCACCUUCAGUGUGAACAAUCUGAUAUACAACAAAGAAGGGACAGAGGUUUAAAAGGACUUUGAAAUAGCCUUGGUUUGAAGUAAGCAGCUUUUAUUGAGUACCUAG
Heteronotia binoei (common prickly gecko) is the source of this 1413-nucleotide messenger RNA. It is a transcript of the gene FOXI2, whose product is annotated as forkhead box I2. The record is from RefSeq and is a predicted model, not a curated record. NCBI's taxonomy places the organism in Eukaryota, Metazoa, Chordata, Lepidosauria, Squamata, Gekkonidae. The transcript is spliced from 2 exons. The coding region runs from base 1 to 1359 and encodes 452 amino acids. Gene Ontology annotation, molecular function: DNA-binding transcription factor activity, RNA polymerase II-specific; RNA polymerase II cis-regulatory region sequence-specific DNA binding. Gene Ontology annotation, biological process: anatomical structure morphogenesis; regulation of transcription by RNA polymerase II; cell differentiation.